This is a messenger RNA of Ambispora leptoticha, 807 nucleotides long. Lineage: Eukaryota; Fungi; Glomeromycota; Glomeromycetes; Archaeosporales; Ambisporaceae. The record is from the annotation of a GenBank genome assembly.
AUGUCAUACAUAAAAAAAAAAGGAAACAACACUAAUAUUAAUUCCAACACUGUUAGUGAUUACAACAAUCAGACCAUGAAUAACAACGAUAUCAACAAUGAUACACAAACUUCAUAUAUUUCACCAUCAAUUCUAACAAUCCCGCCUGAAAUUUUCGCUGAAAUUUCCAUAAACUUAUCACCAAUCGACCUUAUUUCACUAUCACAAGUUUGUAAUCAUCUCCGGAGCUUACUAUGCUCGACCAGUUCACAAACGACUCAAGCAAUCUGGCGUGCAUCGCGUCUUUUGUUCAUGCCUAGGCUUCAAAUGGCGCCACCUGAUGGCAUGGACGAGAAAUCCUAUAUCGAAUUGAACAUGCUGGAGCGUGGAUGUCAAUUUUGUGGACACCCUGACGAUACUGUUAAGGUUAUUUGGGUCUUUAGAGUUAGAACAUGUGGAGUUUGUUUAGAUGGCCGUACUGCGAGAUAUUUCGAUCUAGCAGUUAAAGAAGAUAUCCCCGAUCACAUUCUCGCUAUUCUUCCAUACACUGGGAAUCACGCUGACCGUCUUUAUUGGCGUGAUAAUGUAAUUUCAGCAAUGCAAGAAUAUGAAAAACUCACAACCGAAGAAGACCGACAUAACUGGCUAGUAAAGAAAAAACUUGCCAAUGUAAAUAGAAUGUCGGAUGCUACGGUUCGUGAAGAUGCUUUAAUUGAACAAGAAUGGAAUAAGAAUUGGCGAUUUAUACAUAGUCGAAUGGAGAUUGUGUUGAGAAAAUUGCAAGAACAGCUGAAUUUGUUACAGGAUUUAGCAGAACUUAGUGAUUAA